Oryza brachyantha (malo sina) is the source of this 1047-nucleotide messenger RNA. Its product is annotated as MRN complex-interacting protein. Lineage: Eukaryota; Viridiplantae; Streptophyta; Magnoliopsida; Poales; Poaceae. Gene Ontology annotation, cellular component: nucleus. The coding region runs from base 70 to 783 and encodes 237 amino acids. Gene Ontology annotation, molecular function: chromatin binding. The record is from RefSeq and is a predicted model, not a curated record. The transcript has 4 exons. Gene Ontology annotation, biological process: mitotic G2 DNA damage checkpoint signaling.
GGCCCCACGUCUCCUCCAAUUUCCAAUCUCUCGCAGUUCGUUCGAGGAACCUGAGAGGCUGAGGCGGCCAUGGCGACGACUCUCUUCCUCGCGCUGCAGUGCGUCCAGUGCUCCACCAUGCAGGUGAAGCCGCAGAAGAAGAGCAGCAACAAAUGGGUGUGCGUGGUGUGCAACCAGCGCCAGUCCGUGAUGCGCGUCCAUGCCCGCGGGUGCCGCGCCGCGGACCUUCGCCGCUUCGUCCAGGACGCCAACCUCUCGCGCGGCCGUGCCGCUCAUGUGCCCUUGCCCGUGCCCGGGGAGGACUGGACCCCUGCGGUGUCGGGGGAGCAGCAGGAUGACUUUCCGAGGGGGAGGAAGAGGCGGAUGGACUGGUCCGAGUACCUGGACGAUCCGGGGGAGUGCGAUGGCGGCGGCGGCGGCGAUGAGGGAACUGAAGAUGGAGAAGUAAGGAUUCAAGUGACAACGGAAUUACCUGAAAAGAGGCCUAAAGUCACUUCCUUGAAGAGGGCCCCCAAAGCCCAAUUGGGAUUAGCUGUAAAGAGGCCGAAGACACCACCAGUCGAUGCCUAUUUACCCAAGAGGCAGCUGAUCGAGGAAAGUUCACCUCCGUGUUCUGCAGCUACUACUGUUGAAGCACAAAGAUCAAAGUGGAGCAAUUAUUUGGAUACAAGUUUCUUUGAAGAGAGAAGCGGAUUUCAGGACUCUGGGCAGCAUUGCGCUGAACUCGAAUGCUUCACUACUGAUGUUGUGGUGAAUGAUGAAGUACACCCCGACUUCAUGUGAUAUCUAUCUUGUCUUGAUCUAUAGCAUUUUAUCUUUUGAAUAGUGAAGUAGUUAGGAAAGAUAAGAUGUGCAGUUGGCACAUAUAGGAUGGGCACUUUAUUAUGCAAUGAACCGCAACUUGCUAUGUUAAAAUUGAAGAGAAAUUAAGAUGGAUGGUAACCUUUUAAAACAAUGAUGUUAACAGUGCAUCUGCUUAACAUCUUACCUUCUGUCUGAACUUUGUCCUUUGAGUUUAGAAAUGUAUAUCUAUAUGGUGACGCGAUG